AUGGCGCACCAUGCGACGACCACCCAUCCGUCGCUCCCUCCGCUUCACAUUCGCACCGAUCUCCCGGAGGCAUCCUCUCAGUUGAGCCCGCCCAAGGACUGCGACCCCUUUAUGCACCAUAGCAUAUCGGCCAGCAGUCUUCCGCGCCGUACCCCGAGUCUGCGCGCGCUGGUGGCCGGACCCACGUCCAGCGGUGGUUCGUUAUCGCCUGCGUCCGGCUGGCCAUCCCCGCAGUUACUGGCCUGGGGCGAAAUCACCCCCCUUCCGUCCCCCAUCGGAGGCGCAUCGCCUUGGAGAGCGCACCGUCGCGGCUCUCAGUCGCUCUCGCGGACCCCAUCGAUGACGUCAAGAAAUGGUUCCAGCCUGAGCCUGCGACUCAGCGACUCGUCGCAAGCCCUCGGGCCGGCCGAGUCGCGAUCGCGCGGCAAGCAAUAUGUCGCAACCGACAAGUCCCAGUCCCCGGAGACCCCCAGCAAAGUUCAUACCGACACGGGUCCCAAACACGCGCGCAACCGCAGUCUGAGCGAAUAUGUGCCUCCGGGCCGCAGUGUGCCGGUCAAGCCCCGUCCCAUUGCGGUAUCGGGGACUGGCGUUGCCCCGGGCAUGUCCUCAUCUAGCGCCGAUUCUAAAGCCAACAACCUGCACCGAGAGCAAUACCUGGCGGUUCAUCGUGGCAUCGCGUUGCCCACGAUUCGACCUCCGUCCCCGCCGAGAAGCAGCCGCAGUGGAUUCGAAGAUGGCGAGACCGAGCCGGUCAUCACUCACGCCUCCGAACUGGGUGGAAUGGACGAAAUCUAUUCGGUGCGGUCGGUUCGAACACAGCAACCUCGCAAAUACCGCAAGAUCCGCCAAUUGGGCCAGGGGACCUUCAGUCAAGUUUGUCUGGGCGUCCGCAUGGAGUCGCACGAUAAUGACGCCCCAGGUGCUGUAAAUGGGAUCAAUCCUGCCACUCAGAAAUUGGUCGCCGUCAAGGUGAUCGAAUUCGGUCCUGCAGGUGGCGCCGACGAGGAGCGAUUGGAGGUUUCGCUUAAACGAGAGGUGGACAUCCUCAAGUCGAUCAAUCAUCCUUCGAUCGUCCAAUUGAAGGCAUUCGGGAGUGAUGAGAAGCGCGCUCUUCUAGUCCUGGAUUAUUGCCCCGGCGGUGACUUGUUUGAUCUCGCAUCGUCCAGCCCCAAGCCCAUGAGCCCCGAACUCAUUCGUCGCAUCUUCGCCGAGUUGGUUGGUGCCGUGCGUUACCUCCACGAGAACUAUGUGGUCCACCGGGACAUCAAGCUGGAGAAUGUCCUUGUCAAUCUCCCGAGCGAUGCAAUGGACAAAGUCAGCGACUGGCGAACGUACGACCGGGCCGUGAUCACGCUGAGUGACCUCGGCCUGUCGCGCCGCAUCCCCGAACCACCGGAGAGCCCUCUUCUGCAGACGCGUUGUGGCAGUGAGGACUAUGCUGCGCCGGAAAUCCUCAUGGGCCAACCGUAUGAUGGCCGCUCGACGGAUGCCUGGGCUCUGGGAGUUUUGCUCUAUGCGAUGAUGGAGAAUCGACUUCCCUUCGAUGCGUUGCCGGGCACUCGUGGAGAUCCAGCGAAACUCCGGGCUCGGACGCCUCAUCGCAUCGCCCGGGUUGAAUGGGCAUGGUAUCGAUACGCCAACAGCGAUGAGGAGUGGGAUCCGGAGAAGGGCAAGGACCUCGAAGGGGCCCGUGAGUGCGUGGAGGGACUGUUGAAGCGGAACACCAAGCGGAAGAGUCUGGACGAGAUUGCGUCUCUGGACUGGGUCCGCGAGGCGAUUGAUGUGCCCGGGGGACUCAAACGCGGUGAUAAAGAGGUCCCCUAG
This is a messenger RNA of Aspergillus terreus NIH2624, 1827 nucleotides long. RefSeq names its product putative protein kinase. The record is from RefSeq and is a predicted model, not a curated record. Gene Ontology annotation, cellular component: cytoplasm. NCBI's taxonomy places the organism in Eukaryota, Fungi, Ascomycota, Eurotiomycetes, Eurotiales, Aspergillaceae. Gene Ontology annotation, molecular function: protein serine/threonine kinase activity; ATP binding. Gene Ontology annotation, biological process: intracellular signal transduction; protein phosphorylation. The transcript has 2 exons. The coding region runs from base 1 to 1827 and encodes 608 amino acids.